AGUCUUUUUGAACCCAAAAAUAUCUAAAUAAAAUAGCCUAUUUUUGUAUUACGAUUGCUCGAGAAAUCCUUAUAAAAAAACUAUUGUUUUGUCGCUUUCCAAAUGAUAGUUCAGUGGUUGAUCUUGCUAGUGCAAAGUUUCGUGUCAAGAUCGUAUUCGUUUCAACUGGAUACAAGCACACCAAAUACCAAACAUGAGAUAGAGGAAGGACAGAGAAAGUGGCGUGGAUCAGUGGGAGUUAUAGUUGAUGCACCCAUUGAGAAAGUCCGGGAUUUUGUUUCUCAAACAAAAAGACAACCAGAAUGGAUGCCAAUGGUUGAGAAAUGCAGAGACUUAUCAGGAGAAGAAGGCAUACCUGGCUACAUCAGGCUAGUUUCUGGCUUCAUGUUCCCUCACCAAGAUGGAGAAAGGUCAUGGAUCAAAGUGAGGUUGGUGUCAAUGGACUCAUCAUCACACAGUUAUGUCUACAAAAUGGAAUCAAGCAAUAUGGGAUUAGACGGCUCUAUGAAUUCAUUAAAGCUAGCAGAUUAUGGGGAUGAUUCUACACUAGUUGAGUGGGCAUUUGAGAUAGAACCCCUAAAAGAUACAUCCAAGGAUAGCACCAUAGAUUACUUGGGAUUUCUCUAUAAAUCCUGCAUUAAUAGGAUUCAAGGUUCUAUAGAGGCUGCAUCCAGAAUAGUAUGAGCAUCAAGCUUAUUGAAACCUCGUUAUCCAUACAAACACUAUGUAAAAGCAUAGUCAUGUGAAUUUAUAUGCAUGCCUGUAUCCACUGCUUUCAACGAGAAAAAUGUGAAAAGGAGGAAAUUUGCUAUUCCCUGAAAGGUCUCCAGGACAGCUGACCGUACCACUGAUUCUACAUUCCAUGAAAAAGAUUUAUCAACCCAAAAAAACUCCGUACCAUCUCAAACACUGACCAUUAGCCACCACCAUUGCUGUCUUCUACAGUGUAUAAAUGUACAUUAUCUUU
Rubroshorea leprosula is the source of this 967-nucleotide messenger RNA. Lineage: Eukaryota; Viridiplantae; Streptophyta; Magnoliopsida; Malvales; Dipterocarpaceae. The record is from the annotation of a GenBank genome assembly.